UCAUCAAAACUUUCAUAUCUUAGAUUAUCUCUCUUCUCUCUCUCUCUCUCUUAAGAAUAUCGGAAAUUUCUGAAGCUUUGCUAUAGUUGAUCUCGAGUCAUGCCUCCGAUGAAAGCUGUGUUGCAAUUGAGCAUUCACGAGGAAAGAAUCAGGAAGAAAGCGUUUGUUACUGUUUCUAGAUGUCCAGGUGUUACUUCGAUAACAAUUGAUGACAAAACCGGGAAAAUGACUGUAGUUGGUGAAGUUGAUGUACCGGUUAUUGUGAUGAAGCUAAGGAAGCUAUGUAACACAGAGCUUGUUUCGGUUGAAGUUGUUAAACCACCUGAGAAAAAGCCUGAACCGGAGAAACCGGCUCCACCUAAACCAGCUCCAGCUCCAGCUAAACCGGGUGAAAUUGUUGCCUGGCCGGUUCAGAUGAACAACCCUUACCAAUACAAUCCUGCCUAUGCAAAUUCUUACUAUCAACCAUACGGGAAUUCUAGAUUUGUAACGGACGAAUCAAAUUGUGUGAUUAUGUGAUUUUUAUAGAGUUAUUUCAAAUAAUGUUUAAGUUAGUUUUAAUGGAAGAGUGUAAUUUUUUGAGCUAUAUAUACAUUUAUCAUAUGAGCUUAUUCGGAAAAAAAUUAUGUUACUGUGUGAUAAAAUUGAUCUUGUUUU
This is a messenger RNA of Arabidopsis arenosa, 657 nucleotides long. The record is from the annotation of a GenBank genome assembly. Lineage: Eukaryota; Viridiplantae; Streptophyta; Magnoliopsida; Brassicales; Brassicaceae.